AUGUCGAAGCUGUGGGCUAAAUAUGGGAUCGAUUUCGGAACAUUCCUGGUCAUCGCCAAGGGAGCGUUACCAGCAGUGAUAUGUGUUGCCAUGUAUGAGGCGACCCCGGUUGCCAAUCUCUACACGACUCUGGGAUAUCUGAAUAGUAUUGUCGCUGCCCUCAGCUUCAGCUUUCUGCCUCGAGCCAAGUUCCUCCAAAUGUCUAUUCUCAAUGUGAUUGGAACGUGUAUUGGAGCAGCUUUCUCACUGCUCCUCAUGUACUGCUCAACUCAAGCCCGUGUCCAUACAACGCCCCCAGAAGAGAUGGCGCAGCUGAUGCAGGCACUGUCCGAGUCGGCAUCAGACCCUUCGCGGGGCAGCAUACUGUCCCUGCCAUACAACUCUUCGGCUUCAGCAGUUUGCGGAAUCUGGCUCUUCUUCGGCAUCUGGAUAUCCACUUCCAUUCGAGCGCGACGCCCGCAACUGAUAUUCCCUGUCGUCAUGUUCAGUAUAGUCAUCAAUGUCUCUGCAACAUACGGCACUGUCCUUCCGACAAUGAAGAUGGCCGAGUCGUUUGUGAGGGAGGUACUGCUAAGCAUGCUAACCGGCCUGGGGAUAUCAUUUGGUGUCGGGAUAUUCUUCAUCCCCAUCACGUCCCGCAUGUCUGCGCGCAAAAUGAUUGUCGGAUACAUCGCCCUACUCAAGCGCGCCAUCCGUGCCGAGCAUGAACAGGUGAAGCUUUUGAACUCACGCCGGAUCUAUCGAGUUGAAACUUCAACUACAUCGAUGCAGGUGCCUCCGAACAAGUCUCCCAGUGUAUCCGACACCUUGCAACAGCUCGCAUCCACACAUCGUGCGCUUGAGACGGAAAUAAACUGCGUCGCGCGGGAGGUAGAGUUCAACAGACUGAGUACUGACAAUUUUAGGGAAAUAUUUUCCAACCUUGGAGCAGUUGCGUUCCAGGUUCGAGGCCUUGAUACCAUUGCAGACGCACUCGAGCAGAACGCGGCCAUCCAGGAGCAGCGCAUGAAUGAAGGUUCUGAUAUGACCGGUGACGGUGAGGCCCAUAAUAAUCAGAUAUCCGUCGCGAUCUACCGGAAUGCCAAUACUCUCUUCGCCGAGGUGGCUGGGCUAGUGGAGGAGUCGCUCGAUCAUUUCCUUAUCACCUUCCAAAUGGGGCCUUCUUCGCUAAGGAAGAAGCAGCAGCAUAAGGAUGCUGGUGACGAUACGCGAGACCCUGGCUAUUUCCCUGGUGGGGGUUCCUUUUCAACUUACCUGGAGCGGAGGCUACACAAUAUUCACACUCAGGCGCUGGAGAAUCUGCAGAAUGUGCGCUUGCUUUCACAGAGACAGCCCAGCAGCGGUGACACUGAAGAUAUAGCCCACGGUCUCGACGGCUCAAGUAUUGAAGAGCUGUAUCUUUUACUCCACAUGCAAGCCAUGCUUCAGUCGACUGGGAAAUGUGCUCUUAUAUUCGUCCAGGCAGCCGAUCGCAUAAGAGGAGAUGAAAAGUCGUUUAAGAAUGCUCUCCGAUACCCGACUCUCCAAACAUUGAAGCUUUGGAUGGGCAGUCUGCUCAUGACACACACCACCGAUAUCCACAGCAUGGAUAGAUCGGCCAAGUCGACCUUUGGAGAUCUGUACCACGGGAUGAGAGAUCCAGAGCGCGAAUCCCCUGAGACGUGGUGGGAGCGGUUAAUCUCCAGCUUCGAGAAAUUCUACCACUUCUUGGGCUCCGAAGAUUCUCAACUUGGAUUCCGUGCGGCGUGUGCGACCAUGUCCAUUGCAAUCGUGGCUUUCCUGGCAUCCAGCCAGGUGUUCUUCAUCAAGCAGCGCUUGAUAUGGGCAUCAAUUACAGUCGCCGUGGCUCUAACAACAUCCUCGGGGUCCGCUACUCGCGGCCUAUUCUGGCGAGUUGUUGGAACUGUGGCGGCAAUGGUUCUGUCUAUCGUCAAUUACUAUAUUGUGGAUGGGAAAACUCCCGGCAUAAUUGUAUUUCUAUUCGUCUUCCUAUGCUUCGAUAUGUACAUCAUGGUCAAGUUUCCGCGAUACCUGAUUGCCGGCUUGCUAGGCCUCGUUACCCAGGUUCUUAUCAUUGGUUAUGAACUGCAAGUCCGUAAGAUUGGCCAGCAACUAGCAGAAACAAGCGGCCAGCCGGUGUAUCCGAUCUAUGAGAUUGCCCCUUACCGACUUCUUGCUGUUAUUGGAGGCUGCUUCUCUGCGUUCAUAUGGACAAUAUUCCCGUCUGCAGUCACUGAUGCUUACCGAAUUCGCACCAAGCUGGGCCUGUCAUUAGACCUCCUUGCCCAGUACUAUACAUGUUCACAGGUAGUGUGGGAUAUUGAUCUGAGAGCAUUAGCCGAGCCCGAUAGCCCAGACCCAAAUCCGUGGCAGAGGGAAGAGCUUGUCAAGAUGAGAACGAAGGUAUUUUCAGAGAUCCUUGUUCUUAUUGAGGAGGUUAAACAACACUUGAAUGAUUCAUUCUGGGAUCCACGACGGGGUGGGAAGUUUCCAAAGAAGAGAUACACACAACUCACCUACGAGAUCCAAAGCAUCGUGAGCCAUCUUGGGCUGAUAUCGACUACGGCAAACUUACUACCAGACGCUUUAAAAGAAGAUGCCCGGCCCAAGUCCGACAAGGAUUGGAGGAAUACUCUCGUCCAGCUCCUGCUAUCGAGACAGUCCAGCGAAGUUGUCUGUACCUUUUCAAUGCUCGCAGCAUCCCUCAGUGAUGGAAAGCCUCUUCCGCCUUGUUCCGUGCCAGCCUUAUACAGUACCUCGCCAGACACGAAUAAGUUGCUAUCUCUGGGCUACAUGGCAGAGCCGGGAUUUAUUGUCUACGCGGCACCACGAGUUGUGUCUGAAUUAUGGAGGAACCAACUUAAAAGCGUUAUCGAGAAUGUUCGCUAUUUGGUUGGAGAAUUCAGAUUCUCUGUCCUGGAGUAG
Molecule: messenger RNA, 2925 nt
Organism: Aspergillus puulaauensis
Lineage: Eukaryota; Fungi; Ascomycota; Eurotiomycetes; Eurotiales; Aspergillaceae
Exons: 12
Coding region: 1-2925 (974 amino acids)
Source: RefSeq, a predicted model, not a curated record